Messenger RNA from Centropristis striata (black sea bass), 2975 nucleotides. RefSeq names its product tyrosine-protein kinase CSK. Lineage: Eukaryota; Metazoa; Chordata; Actinopteri; Perciformes; Serranidae. The transcript has 13 exons. The record is from RefSeq and is a predicted model, not a curated record. Gene Ontology annotation, biological process: protein phosphorylation; regulation of Fc receptor mediated stimulatory signaling pathway; adherens junction organization. Gene Ontology annotation, molecular function: ATP binding; protein binding; protein tyrosine kinase activity. The coding region runs from base 300 to 1652 and encodes 450 amino acids.
UUCCUCCAGGAGCAGCAGGCCUCGCAGAGCUCCGCCACACACACGCAAACAUACACACACACACACAUGCAGACAGAGUACGGGCAACCGUCAAAGCAAAGCCACGUUUGGGAUUGUCUAACCUUAACGCCGCUAAACCUGGAUGCCCGCCACCCACAGGAGUCCUCCUAAUGGGCCUUCAUCGCUAAUUUGCAGCAACAUCUGCUCGACACUACAGUGGUAUCUUUUGGCUCUGAUGGUACUAGCUGAACACUGACCGCUACCUGCCUGAGGACACCUGCUGCCCAAUUCCCCUAAUCAUGUCUGGGAUGCACGCACCAUGGUCGACUGGCACAGAGUGUGUAGCCAAGUACAACUUCCAGACUGCCAACGAACAGGACCUGCCUUUCUGUAAAGGAGAUGUACUGACUAUCAUCGGAGCCACGAGGGAUCCCAACUGGUACAGAGCGAGGAACACAGUGGGCAGAGAGGGCACCAUACCAGCUAACUAUGUCCAGAAAAGGGAAGGAGUCAAGUCAGGAGGGAAGCUCAGUCUUAUGCCCUGGUUUCACGGGAAAAUAACUCGGGAGCAGGCCGAGCGACUCCUCUACCCUCCGGAGACGGGUCUGUUCCUGGUGAGGGAGAGCACCAACUAUCCCGGUGAUUACACCCUGUGUGUCAGCUGCGACGGCAAGGUGGAGCACUACCGCAUCAUCUACCACAACGGCAAGCUCACCAUCGACGAGGAGGAGUACUUUGAGAACCUCAUGCAGCUGGUUGAGCAUUACACCAAAGAUGCUGAUGGCCUUUGCACCCGGCUGAUUAAACCCAAGCUGAUGGAGGGGACAGUGGCAGCACAAGACGAGUUCUCCAGGAGCGGCUGGGCCUUGAACAGAAAGGAGCUGAAACUUCUGCAGACCAUUGGUAAAGGGGAGUUUGGAGAUGUUAUGGUAGGAGACUACAGAGGGACCAAGGUGGCGGUCAAGUGCAUCAAAAAUGACGCCACAGCGCAGGCUUUCAUCGCAGAGGCCUCCGUCAUGACGCAACUGAGGCACAACAACCUGGUGCAGUUGUUAGGGGUAAUUGUGGAGGAGAGGGGCAGUCUCUACAUCGUCACAGAGUACAUGGCUAAGGGCAGCCUAGUGGACUACCUGCGCUCCCGGGGACGGACUGUGCUCGGAGGAGACUGCUUACUCAAGUUCUCACUUGAUGUGUGUGAAGCCAUGGAGUACCUGGAGGCCAACAACUUCGUGCACAGAGACCUGGCAGCUCGUAACGUGCUGGUGUCCGACGACAACAUCGCCAAGGUCAGCGACUUCGGCCUCACCAAGGAGGCCUCCUCCAUACAGGACACCGCCAAGCUGCCCGUCAAAUGGACCUCCCCCGAAGCUCUACGAGAGAAGAGGUUUUCCACCAAGUCAGACGUCUGGAGUUAUGGAAUCCUACUUUGGGAGAUCUACUCCUUUGGCCGUGUGCCUUACCCUAGAAUUCCGCUGAAAGAGGUGGUGCCCCGAGUAGAGAAGGGAUACAAGAUGGACGCCCCAGACGGCUGCCCGCCCGUGGUGUACGACCUGAUGAAGCAGUGCUGGACCCUGGACUCCGUUGUGCGGCCCUCCUUCCGCAUGCUGAGGGAGAAGCUGCAGCAUAUCAGAGCCAAGGAGCUCUACCUGUGAAGAGGAGGCCCAGGGGGGGGCGACGGGGGGAGAGGAGGGGGGGGCAAGACACAGCCCAGCACAGCUGUAAAGUAGGAGGAGGAGGAGAAGGAGAAGAAGAGGGACCACAGGACCUUCCUCCUGCCUGCCCAGCCUGUUGAUCUGUGGGACUGCCAUACUGCGCCCCCUCCCCCGCCCUCAGGCGUCCACCAGCCGCCCUCUUGCUUCCAUACAAGGACUGUUUUUCUGUUUGUGUUGUAUAGCUUUUGCCAGACAGUUUCCUCUUCUCCCGAUGGGCCACUGCUCUUUCCUCCUUCUGUACCUGCCACUGCUCUCUCUCUCUCUCUCUCUCUCUCUCUCUCUCUCUCUCUCUCUCUCUCUCUCUCUCUCUCUCUCUCUCUCUGUCUCUGUCUCUCUUUCUUUUCCUCCCCUCCUCCUCCUCUCCUGAACAUGGCAUUAACUAGAGGGGAGGCUGGCCUUUUCCUCCACGUUUGUCAGGUGCUCUUUCUUCUUCCCCCACGUCCCUCUCCAUCAUUCCUGGAUCUCUGUAUCACCGUGUGGCUCUGCAUGAAAUCAGCCCAGCUCUCUGUCAUUCCAUCCUUCCCUCCCUCCCUCCCUCCCUCCCUCGUUCCCUCCAUCCCCUUCCCUCGGCGUGGUGUCAGGUGUGGGGCCUUCGCUCUGUGCUAAAGUGCCUCCAGUCUACAGAGCUCCAGACUUCCCUCCAGCACGUUUUUUUCAACUGGACUGUUGUAGUUUUAUUUUUUAUUUUAAUUACUUUUUUUAAGAAAUCUUUUUUAUUGCUUUCUUUUUUUUCAGGGAGGUUAUCAAACCGUUUUUUUUUUUGUUUUUUUUUUAGUGCUGUCUCCUCCACCAUCACCCCAUCAGACUGGGAUUUUUUCCCCAUGUGUCAAUAAAGAGAGUGAACAGGAAGAGAGAGGAUUGGGGGCCAUUAUCAUGUUUGCCUUCCAACCAAUACAGUUCGGAGGAGUGUUGGGUGGGUGGCAGGACAAUAACAGGAGACGGGGGGGAGAGGCAGUUCACAAACAUGGUCGAUUCAUCAUACGUGGGCUUGUUUUUAUAUCAAAAUAUAUUUAAAGGAUUAAAAAAAAAAAACAAGGAAAAAACUGACUGGGGCAGAGAAUAAAAAAGGAGGACUUUCAGAAGCCAGGUGUGUCCUGGCGUUAGGAAUGUUCAGUGUCUCUGUGAACGCUGGGGUCGGGGUGGUGCAUGCUGUGUGUGAGAGGCCUUGGGUUCAACUGUCAGUGCUUUCAAUGUUCAUUGUUUUAUUAUGCUAUCAUGAUUAUGAAUAAAUCAUUCCAUCUGAACAGUGUGGAAACACCUGCA